This is a messenger RNA of Leptopilina heterotoma, 1802 nucleotides long. RefSeq names its product protein misato (gene mst). Gene Ontology annotation, cellular component: cytoplasm. The transcript is spliced from 5 exons. The coding region runs from base 62 to 1675 and encodes 537 amino acids. NCBI's taxonomy places the organism in Eukaryota, Metazoa, Arthropoda, Insecta, Hymenoptera, Figitidae. Gene Ontology annotation, biological process: mitochondrion distribution. The record is from RefSeq and is a predicted model, not a curated record.
ACUAUUUUGUUUAUUUUUUAUAUAGAAAAAAAAUAUAAAACAAACUAUAAAAAUUUAAACAAUGUCAACACGGGAAAUAUUAACUAUUCAAGUUGGUCAUUAUUCGAAUUAUAUAGGAACACACUGGUGGAAUUUGCAAGAGGCGAAUUUUACCUACGAUCCGGAAAAUCCUUCGGAAAUUAAUCACGAUGUUCUGUAUCGAGAAGGAGAGACACACCAGAAACAAGUUACUUAUACGCCAAGACUUUUAUUAGUCGAUUUAAAAGGAAGUUUGGGUUAUCUAAAUGAAACGGGAUCAUUAUAUGAAAAUAGUUCAAAGGACAAUGAUGUUCUUUGGUACAAUGAGAAUGUUCAAAUAACAGAAGAGCCCGAGUCAGCGAAAUCAUCAUUUGUUAAAGAAUUGGAUAAGGACAAUAGUGAAGAGGCAGAGAAGAGUUUUGAUUUUGAAAAUAAUGUUAAUAAAUGGGUUGACUAUCUAGUUCCUCGUUUCCAUCCAAGGACUGUUAAUGUAGUCAAACAAUAUACCCACGAAUCGACAAAUCAACUAUUCGAUAUAUUCAAUUAUGGGAGAAACGUGUGGAACACAGAAUCAUUUUCAGAGGAUUUCACUGACAAGAUAAGAAAUUACGUCGAGGAAUGCGAUUUAAUUCAAGGAUUUCAGGUAAUUCUAGAUUCAACGGACGGAUUCGCAGGAUUGGGUUCGUCGUGUAUUCAGUAUUUACGUGACGAAUAUGGAAAAAGUAUUCUAUCGUUUCCGACUUUUCAAGGAACGAAUAUCGAGCCCUCGGCGGAGGAUUUAAUAAAAAUUGUCAAUACCGUCUUGUGUUAUCAGCAUCUUGGGGAGAAUUCGUCGCUAUUUUGUCCAUUGGGUUGUAGAGAGGAAAUUUGGCCAAAAUCGGGAAAAUAUCGAAUGUUUAAACACAUGACGUACGAUCCACAAUUAAAGUAUCAUUCGGCGGCAAUAUUGGCGACGGCUCUCGACACAUUAACAUUGCGAUAUCGACAGAAACAAUUUCCAAUGUCUGCUCUAUCGGAUCUUUGCGCUGAUAUGAAUAAAUUGGGUAGAAAAGCGGCAGCAAUGAGUGUUAAUCUACCAUUUCCAAUGACAAUCGAACGGGAUUUAAUUGAUAUUUUGGAUGAUUUUGAUGAAUCCUUGUGGACGAGUUUAACGCCAUGUUGCGAAAUAUCGAAGGACAAAAAUUAUCAAAGUAUAUCAUUGAGAGGUAUUCCUGAGGAUAGAUUAAAAAGACCAUUGAAUGAGGCGCAAAAUCAAUUAUCCAAAGCUGCUUAUAAAUGUUCAACAGUCCAUGAAAUGAUGUCAUUAUUUUUCUCCUGUUCCUGUCACGCUUCGGCUACUUAUUUGACAAAUAUUAGCGCACCACUGUCGAUAAAGCGUCCUUUUCCUAAAAUUUUCAACAAUCAAGUAACGAAAAAUGGAAAUAUCUCCGAAGCGCCUACUGAAGAAGUUGCCGAAAGUGUAGCAGUCAUGGCCGGUCUACACAGUGGCAGCAGUCUUGCAAAUAUGUACGAAUCACUUUACAAUCAAGCGAAAAAAGUCAAAUCAAUUAAAAGAUUUCACGCCUUUGAAAAUUCUGGUCUCGAAAACGACGAAUAUAUAGAGAGUCUCAAUAAUUUACUAGACUGCAAAGAGGCGUACGAAGAUCAUUAUGUCUGAAAAUUUCCAUUUUCUACAACAAAUAUCAGAAAUACUCUCAGAAUUAAUUUUUAAGUUAAAUUUUCAAACCGAAAAAUGUUUCUCAAAUCGAUAAAUACAAGUUCAAUAAAUCGCAAAAUAUUUUUAA